Messenger RNA from Penicillium argentinense, 1746 nucleotides. RefSeq lists its product as uncharacterized. The transcript has 4 exons. Gene Ontology annotation, cellular component: membrane. The record is from RefSeq and is a predicted model, not a curated record. Lineage: Eukaryota; Fungi; Ascomycota; Eurotiomycetes; Eurotiales; Aspergillaceae. Gene Ontology annotation, molecular function: transmembrane transporter activity. The coding region runs from base 1 to 1746 and encodes 581 amino acids. Gene Ontology annotation, biological process: transmembrane transport.
AUGUUUGCAAAAUUGCGCGAGUCUGUGCCUGUGCUUUGGUAUGGAAAGACCCCGCGCGACAACCCAGAGAUUUCCACUUUUCGGAAUCUUGUUCCAACGAUUCUGGUCAACGACAGCGAGACCAUCCUGCGCCUGUUUAUGGCUACAGUCCUAGAGAAGGAAGGAAUAUCACGUCAAUUCCCAGCCCCGCGAGCAAUGCAACCUAUUACUCGCAAGUGCGGCGUCGGUGCGCCCGGACGAAGAGCGAGAACACCCCAGAACGAUGGACCGAACAUCGCCCAAAACGGCCUCUGGCAGCUCUUACCCUUCUUCCGGAACCCAGAAAACGUCCUUCUUUUCAAACUUGACAUCUUGCUAUUGACAUGGACCUUUAUCGCCGGUAUCCUAAAGGAAAUGGACCAAAGUGCAACAACUCAAGCAUACGUAUCGGGCAUGAAAGAGUCACUCAGUCUUUAUGGGAACGAGCUUGUCAAUUUCAACACGUUCUUUUCUGUGGGAUAUGCCAUCGGCCUGAUUCCGGGACAAGUAAUUCAGACGAAGGUUCGUCCGAGCUAUUUCCUCCCAUUUUGUGAGAUAUCGUGGGGUAUUCUAGUGACCUGCAUCGCCCAAGCCCCCAACGCCCAAACAGUCUACGGACUCCGCAUCCUCCUCGGCCUCUUCUCAGCUGUCUUCUGGCCAACCGCCAUCUCGCUAAUUUUCAACUGGUAUAAGCCAGCCGAACUAGCAAAGAGGGUCGCCUUUUUCAGCGUCUCUGAUGCCGCGGGCGGAAUGUUCAUCAGUGCGCUCCAGGGAGCCCUGUAUACGAACAUGAACGGUGUCCAUGGCAUCUCGGGCUGGCAGUGGCUCUUCAUCAUCUCGGGUACCGUGACUAUCGGUCAGGGUCUACUUGGGCUCGUGGUCAUACCUGACACGCCUGCCCUGAGUCGUGCGCUAUGGCUUACAGCGAAGGAAAAGCGAAUCGCACAAGAGCGCAUGGAUAGCUUUGGGGCAAAUACGUCGAAGAUUAUUCCUGUGAGAGUUUUGAAGGAUAAGUUACGGAAAUUGGUAACUCACCCGGUGACCUACUUCUUUCUUUUUUCGUUUGCCUUGUCCGCCUGGGCUAGUCGGGCUAAUUCUUACUUCCCACUCUACCUGGAAGGAUUGGAAGAUGAGUCGGGGAAUCUUCGCUUCAGCACCUACCAGGUUAACAUCAUCCCGAUCGGGGGCUACGCGCUACAGAUUGUCAGUAAUCUCGGCCUGAAUGCAUUGUCUGAUUGGAAGCAAUGGCGCUGGCAGAUCAGUAUUGCGCCGCCCUUUUUGCUGGGUAUUGUGCUGAGUGUUUUGUCUGCUUGGCCGUCGGACUACAAGGUCAUUCUUGUGUUUUAUUUCUUGACGUAUGCGACGAAUGCGGGAAGUCCGUCGCUUUUGGCUUGGAUGGCGGAGUUGUUGAGGAAGGAGCCGGAGGCACGCUCGAUUCUUGUUGCGCUUACGGUUACUAUUGUUUAUGUUGGUCAUGCUACGAUUCCUUUGAGGGUGUGGCGGACGGCGGACUCGCCGAGGUAUCCGAUUGGGUUUCCUCUAGCGACUGCUUUUACGUUUUCGUCUGUUGUUGUGCAGGUUGGGAUGCUUUGGUGGCAGCGGCGGUAUUAUCGGGAUGAGGAGGAGGUUUACUCUUCGUUUGUUGCGGAUGGGGAGUUUGCUAAACCCUCUGAUGGGAACGCACAUACAAAAGAUAAGGGGCCAAGUACAGUCAUAUCAGAGGCAUGA